AUGCUGACGAUGGAAGCUCACUCCGCCGCCGCCGCCGCCGCCCGCUUCUCCGUCGCCAGCAUCCACUCAUCUACUAGUUUCCUCUCACACUCAUCCGCCCUUUUCAUCCCGCGGAUUUACAGGAGGUUCGCUGGUAGGUUGAAGAGUGCAAAUGGAUAUAGAGCUUUUGGUUCGGAGCCAGCUCCGGUGAAGCCGGAUGCAAAGGCACAAUGGUAUCAUCCAUUAGAAGAAAUUUCUGAGCCACGGUUUUUUAAGAAUGGCGAAGCUAAACUCACGCGUGCCGAGAUUUCUAGAACGAUAAUCGAGGUGAAUAGCAAGGCCACACUGAUGUUUUCUGGUCUGAUCGAUGAAGAAUUUCGUGAUGACAUAUUCUGGCCGGACUUACCUUAUGUGACUGAUGAACAUGGCAAUAUUUACGUCCGAGUGAAGACUGACGAAGAUAUCUUGAAAACCCUUACAUCCGAGGAAAUCGUUGUGGUAAGAACAAUUGUAAUGUACACUUAUCAUGAGUAG
Molecule: messenger RNA, 513 nt
Organism: Striga hermonthica
Lineage: Eukaryota; Viridiplantae; Streptophyta; Magnoliopsida; Lamiales; Orobanchaceae
Source: the annotation of a GenBank genome assembly